This is a messenger RNA of Pseudocercospora fijiensis CIRAD86, 1456 nucleotides long. RefSeq lists its product as uncharacterized. Bases 41 to 1243 code for a protein of 400 amino acids. The transcript has a single exon. Lineage: Eukaryota; Fungi; Ascomycota; Dothideomycetes; Mycosphaerellales; Mycosphaerellaceae. The record is from RefSeq and is a predicted model, not a curated record.
CCGCUCACCUACAAAAGCGUGUAUAGACACUUCGGCCACCAUGGAUAAGAUGAAGGGUCUCGCCAAGGGCGGGUGGCACCCAUCAACAGAUAGGGCUAUCACCAAGGAAAACUGGAAGUCCGACCUGAAGGCCAAUGUCGGCUUAGGCAAGAAGAAGAAGGACCCAUAUGAGGAAGCUAGGAACCAUCAGUCUAGGCCGCUUGCGAGUCUACGAGAUCCAGACUCAUUUGGCCCGCCGCCCAAGCAUUCCGCCUACUAUGGUCCAGAUGGCCAGUCAGUCAGCAGAACAGGUACUGGCCUGUCUACAGCUUCGGGUAAUUCAAGAGCUGGACUGGGCGGUCCAUUAGUAGAGUCUGGUUACGCUGAGCGUAGACGGCAGGAGGCUGCAGAAAGAGAGGCACGAGAACAGGCAGAGAUUGAAGCCAAGAAGGCAGAGCCAUAUCGAAUGAAUACCUCCGGCCUGCGGACAGAUAACCUGCCUAAGCCACCUGUACGCAGAAAUGUGGAUGCGGAUGGCGCGGCCAGUCCUGGUGCGAGCACAGCGACAGUAGCAUCGCCAGUGCUACCUCCAAGAGCACCACCAAGACAGACCACGGGCACGAUUGCUGCGCCGGCUAGGACUUCUUCACCAAGUGGACCGGCUCCAUUCCUCCCGCCUAGACAGAAUGAAUACCCGGAUGAGUAUACUCCACCGCCACCGCCCACGUACAAUGAGGCUUUGAGUGCUCCAUCUCCUCAGCAGAAUGUAGCAUUUAUGGCGCAAAGUGUUGCUAGCAGAUUCAACCAAAAUGGGUCUUCUCCUUCUUCAUUUCCUGCGAGGCAAAACAGUGACAAUCCAGCGGCCAUCAAUCAAAGUACUAUGAACAGGCUAGGACAAGCUGGAGUCUCGGUGCCCGGCUUAGGAAUCGGGUCAAGCAGUAAUGGCACAAGCGGACCUUCUGCUCAGCAAGUACAAAGCGCCGCCAGUAUGGCUCAUGGAGUCGCAAGCCGAUUCAAUCAGAAUGGAGGUGGCGGACAAUUGAACGAAUUGCAACAGCGCUUUGCACGAAUGAAUACUGGCGCAUCUAACGAUACAAGUUCAGCACCGGCUUCAGCCUUCAGCGCCGCAGCAGCGCAGAAGAAAGCACCACCACCUCCUCCACCGAAGAAAGCUGGGUUGAGUGCUGUGAAUGCUCUUCAAUCUGGCGACAAUUCAGCUGCUCCACCGCCUGUACCAAUGAGUAGCAAGCCAAAGCCGACUUGACCGGCUUUUCGGUUCUUGUUUUCCGAAAUUGUGUCGCUCGGCUACAUGCGAGAUCUUCGGUUGUCACUUCAAUUGAACUGCCCAGUAUUUUGAACGAUUCCCCUCAUUUAUACUGCAAGUGCCUGUUCUAAAGGAAGGUUGAAAGCUCCGCGCCGAAUGCUUGUUCAGUCAAGGGUGUGCAUACUUGUCCCUGAAGUCAAUUGAAAAGGAGCA